Messenger RNA from Anthonomus grandis grandis, 1035 nucleotides. RefSeq names its product transmembrane emp24 domain-containing protein B (gene loj). NCBI's taxonomy places the organism in Eukaryota, Metazoa, Arthropoda, Insecta, Coleoptera, Curculionidae. The transcript has 3 exons. Gene Ontology annotation, cellular component: endoplasmic reticulum; Golgi apparatus; COPII-coated ER to Golgi transport vesicle. The record is from RefSeq and is a predicted model, not a curated record. Bases 42 to 764 code for a protein of 240 amino acids. Gene Ontology annotation, biological process: Golgi organization; endoplasmic reticulum to Golgi vesicle-mediated transport; intracellular protein transport.
CGAAUCGAAUUUGUUUACAUUUUUAACUUUCACUUGGAAAAAUGUCCGCUGGACGUAGUUCCGCCACGUUAAUCUUAAAUAUUUUAAUUUUCCUAAGUGGUUGUUUGGAUUUCAAGUAUGUGACCAGCACGGAACCGACCGCGCCAUGGUACGAAAACCUUCCCGCGGUCGCUAUGGAUUAUAAAGUGCACAUAGACCCCGGCAAAGAAGACUGUUAUUUUCAAUAUGUUAACCCUGGAGCCACUUUGUAUGUUAGUUUUCAGGUUGUUAGAGGUGGAGACGGUAUGGCAGGCUUUGCAGUUAGAAACCCCAAAGGGGAGAUAGUGCAUCCCUACCAAUGGAAACCGAGCAGCGAGUACCAGGAUCAACAAUCCAUGGGGGGCUACUAUUCAGUGUGUAUUGAUAACCAGUUUUCCAGGUUUGCUGCGAAACUUGUCAAUAUCUAUCUCACAGUGGUGCGGUACGACAUGUGGGAGCAAUACACUAAGGAAGUCGAGGAGCUUAAUAUGAACAUGGAAAACUUUACUUCAACUGUUCAAACUGUUGAAAGGAACAUUAAUCAUAUGCUGCAAUAUCAGUAUCACACUAGAGGACGAGAAGCUUGGGAUAUGAGCCUUUUAAGUGCUAAUAAUUCUUAUGUUGUGCGUUGGUCUCUUAUACAAAUUACGGUGAUAGCAAUCACUACUGUGGUACAAGUUUAUUUCGUUCGGAAGUUGUUUGAUACCAAGUCAGGUAGCGGGGGGUUCAGUAAGACUAGGAUUUAAAAAUCUCUAAAAAACUUAAUCGUAGUAUUAGGAAAGAUCUGUUUUUUUUUAAUUAGGACGUUUAUAAGGCUAAAACCUAUUUUUUUAAUGUUAAUUCCAUUCAGUCAUCAAUCAUUUUAAACUGUGAUAUAACUGAACAUUUAAUUGUCUUCUUAAUUAUCUUGUGCCAACGAGCUUAUUUACUGACAUUUUUAUGCAUUGUUUGUUAUUUUAAGUAAUAAAAAUUUAUAUUUUGAGAGACUUUAAAAGAUAAAUAAAUUGUAUUUAUUGA